Exaiptasia diaphana is the source of this 747-nucleotide messenger RNA. RefSeq lists its product as uncharacterized. Bases 145 to 747 code for a protein of 200 amino acids. The transcript has 2 exons. NCBI's taxonomy places the organism in Eukaryota, Metazoa, Cnidaria, Anthozoa, Actiniaria, Aiptasiidae. The record is from RefSeq and is a predicted model, not a curated record.
UUAAGUAAAUGGCAACAACACAGGCUUGCUGUCUCUUGUGAAACAAAUGCAGCUGCAAAAGACAGAAGUGAAGGUUUGAAAUGCAAACAAAAGAAGAAAGACCACACUGKGAACUUGUCACAUAUAUUGUGGGACAAAGAUGCGAUGAAAGCAGAGGUGGAAGGAUAUGAAGACAACCAUCUCAUUAACUACUCAGAACUGGCAUCCAGAUAUAACAUCAUCAACAAGUCUGGCCAACUGCCAAGUAAUGCUGGCCAAAUAGUCAAAGGAUGGCUCAUUUCAGAAGGUGUUGAUGUACAACGCUUCAGGUCAAAACGAACAAUUAGUGUGGACACACAGGUAAUCAGAAGGAAAAAGAGGAGAGGUGCUGGAGGAGAAAUUACAGUACCAACUGAGAUCAGCAUUGAAGAAUUAAAAAGAAAAUUGACAGACAAAUUAGAAUCCAAGGAGUACACAAUAGGAGAGAUGAUUGUCCCUAAAAAGUAUGAAAAGCUUGUGCUUACCAAUGAUAUUGAGAUCAAGAAAGUUGAAAUCACCACGCAUGGAAGGAAGGCACCUUUAAAAGAAAUAAGAGAGAACAUGUUAAAAAAACAUAGCAAAUACCUAAGAGCAACAAGGGAUCAACAAAUAGAUGAAAUGGAUGACGAGCUCAUACAGGCUGAACUUGAAAGGCUUAAUGAGUUAACUCAUGAUAUAAACACCAAUGAUAGUGGGGCAAUGAGGAAGAAGCUGAAGNUGAAAACAUAG